Molecule: messenger RNA, 1122 nt
Organism: Phytophthora sojae
Lineage: Eukaryota; Oomycota; Peronosporomycetes; Peronosporales; Peronosporaceae
Exons: 2
Coding region: 1-1122 (373 amino acids)
Molecular function (GO): phosphatase activity
Source: RefSeq, a predicted model, not a curated record
AUGGUCUGCUCGACGUCCACGCUGAUGGCGAGCGUCGUCUCGGCGGCGCUGGCGGGCGCUGCGCUCGGGCUCGUGCUGGGCGCGCGCCGCGUGUCCACGUGCCCCAAGGAGGGCGCGGCGCACGGCGUGAUGCGGCGCUUCACGUGUCUGCUGUGCCGCAAGAAGAAGAAGGGCUUCCCCAAGCGGCUGAUCCUCGUGCGCCACGGCGAGUCCGAGGGCAACAUCGACCCGCUGCUGUACGGCCGCGUGCCCGACAACGCCAUGCACCUCACGGAGCUCGGCUACGAGCAGGCGGUGGCGGCCGGCGAGUCCAUCAAGAAAAUCGUGGGCAACGAGACCAUGCGGUUUAUUGUGUCGCCGUAUGUGCGCACGAUCGAGACGUUCUGCGGCAUCCUCAAGGCCUGGGGCUUCGAGGGCAAGUCCAUCCCGUGGACCGAGGAGCCGCGCAUCCGCGAGCAGGACUUCGGCAACUUCCAGGAGCCCAUGAAGAUCCGCGAGUGCAAGGCGCAGCGCCGGCGCUUCGGCUCCUUCUUCUACCGCUUCCCGAGCGGCGAGUCCCCCGCCGACGUGUACGACCGCGUGUCGUCCUUCCUCGAGUCGCUCUACCGCAUGUUCGAGAAGACGUCCGAGGAGAACUACGUGCUGGUGACCCACGGCGUGGCCAUCCGCGUCAUCCUCACGCGCUACUUCAAGUACCGCAUCAGCGAGUUCGAGCAGCUGGAGAACUUCCACAACGGUGAGCUGGUCGUGCUCGAGUUCAACGAGUGCCAGGGCAAGUUCAUGCUCAAGACCAUCGUGACCAACGACGUGCGCAUCCUCGAGGACGGCAGCGUGGCCGUCGAGACGGACGAGACCACGCAGCUGCGCGUCCACCCGAGCGACACCAUGUCGGCCAUGUCGAGGCCCUACUCGACGUCGCCGAUCAACCACUUCCGCCACCCGCCGCCGCCGUCGCCGCCCACGUCCAGCACCACGUCGUCUCCGCGCCGCGAGAACCCGGACAUGUUCCCGUCGUCGCCCACGUCCUCCAGCACCUCCAAGUCCAUGGCCGACUUUGCCUCGCCCGUGCGGCCGCCGGCCAUUGCCGUCAACGAGCCCAUGCAGCAGCGAGGGAUGCAGUAA